Messenger RNA from Helianthus annuus (common sunflower), 1335 nucleotides. RefSeq lists its product as uncharacterized. The transcript is spliced from 2 exons. Lineage: Eukaryota; Viridiplantae; Streptophyta; Magnoliopsida; Asterales; Asteraceae. The coding region runs from base 1 to 1335 and encodes 444 amino acids. The record is from RefSeq and is a predicted model, not a curated record.
AUGGAGCCAGAUGAGCCUUAUCACUUAGCUUGGGAGCGUUUUCUGACCCUGAUUACCCGUUGUUCUCAGCAUGGUCUAUCUGACUGGGCGUUAGUAGAGAAGUUCUACAAUGGACUUACUCCUGAGAUUAGGGCUCGUUUCGAUACUUCAGCAGGAGGCCAGCUUAUGGGAAAGAAGACAGUGGCGGAGUGCAAUGAUUUAUUUGAGAGUUUUGCCCACUCCGAUAUGGACUACAGCACUACCAGCAGGACUUCCAUUCCUGUGCGUACCACCUCGGCCGGUCGAGGGGUAAACCAAGUUGGCUUGGAUUCAUCGGUAGCUGCUGCAGUCGAGAGAGCGAAGGAGGAAUUGAGGCAAGAGAUGAGGCAGGAGUUGAAUGAGAUAAAGAAGAAAGUCGAUAGGUGUGAGGUUUGUCGAGGGGGACAUGAUACCAUAGAUUGCCCCACGCUCACUCUUGAGCAGGUAGAGUACAUAGCCGGUCACCCUAGGGGUCCCACGAAACCGUUCAAUAAUUCUAGUUCCAACUGGCGCGGUAGUGGUAAUUCGAGUGGGUAUCGUUCGUCUGGAAAUCCUCCUGGAUUUUCAUCUGGUCAGUAUCAGAGUAGAGGGCCCGGUAUUUACACGCAGUCUAGUUCAGGGCAGUUCAGUGGGUCGGGGUCUAGUGGUCAGUUUUCGAGUGGAGGACCGCCUCAGGAGAGUCAUGGUGGUGGGAAAGCUCCUGAGGUUAGCACGAGUAGGUUAGAGGAGAUGUUUGCUCAGAUGAUGACGCGGAGCGAUGCAUUCAUGAAAAAUCAGGAGCAAAUUAACAAGAAUAACGACCUUCAAUUCAAGAAUCAGCAGGCCGCCCUCCUCGAUCUUCAGAGGACAGUAGGCGGACUUGCUAAGCAGUUACAGGAGCACCCACCGGGUCAGUUUUCGGGAAACACUUUCCCAAAUCCCGCGAAUCAGCAGCAGAAAUAUGCUCAGGAGUACGGGAAAUUCCUUGAGAUGUUUACUCAGUUGAAGAUCAAUCUUCCGUUCAUCGAGGCACUUCAGGCUAUGCCUAAGUACGCGAAAUUUCUUAAGGAUCUUUUGAAGCGUAAGGAGAGAAUCGGUGAGCUUUCGAAUAUUCCAUUGACAGGGGGUUGUUCCGCGGUAGUCUUGAAUAAGCUACCAGAGAAGUUGACCGACCCUGGCACAUUCACGAUUCCAUGUUUCUUUGGGGGAGCCGCUACCCCUUCUCACACCUUAGCCGAUUUAGGGGCCAGCAUCAAUUUGAUGCCAUUCUCGUUGUAUGAGCGUCUUGGUCUAGGAGAGCUUACACCCACGCGCAUGUCAUUGUCCUUGGCUGACUGA